AUGUUUUCCCUUCCAAAUCUUGCCCCGACCGACUCCUACAAUCUCUGGUACACAUCAUCUCAAAACAAUCCUCCACAGCACAUUGAGCCUACAGGGAACUCGUUUGAUCAUUCCGCUCCACAUAUUACAUCAAACCAAAAUCAUAACUCACGUCGCCAACAAGUCAGUAAUAGAACCCCUCUAGCCCGACUGCGCUUGGAUGAAGAAUACAUUGAGAGGAGGAAACUAAAUGUUCAAAACUGGGGAAGCUCUUGGAUUAAACCUCCUGGGGUAUCAAAAUCAUUGCAUCAAUUAAGGGAGGAAAAAAGAGAAAUGGAAGAACAUCAAGAAGCCUUGAGACGAGAACAAUUGGCACAAGAACUUGCCGAAGCGGAAGAAGCGGAAACUGAGGCGAUGAUACCGGGUGAUGAUAUAGAAGGCGAGAUGGACGGUAUGGUAGAUCUUGACGAUGAAAUACCCGAUGCGGAUGAAACUGGAAUGGGACCCAGUGACUCGGAAGAAGCUAGUGAGGAAGAUGAAGAUGAAGAUGAAGAUGAAGAAAAUGAUCUUGAGGAUGUCCCUAGAGGAGUCCUAGUCUCCCGCAUGCCAGAUGAAGAAUACAGGUCAGCCCUAAUACGCGGCGGACAGCCCAGAGGGUCAAUGUUUGAAGACGACGGCGGCUCCACAAUUGCCGACGAGGAUCAAUCGCAAAUGCUACAAGAGGAAGAUCUAAUCCAUGAGUACGAAGACGAUGACCGUGGCGGAGAAAUGGAGGUGGAUCUUGACGAUGACAUACCUGAAGCCGACGAAAGAUACGAACAUACCGAUACAGAAGAUGGAUUUGAUAGCAGCGAGGAAGAAAGUGAAGCUGAAAGCCUCCCGAGUGGAAAUCAACAUGCAGGUCAUGGUGCAAGUUUGGUUAGGAGUGAUGGCACUCAAAACUCGUUGGAUCUUUCAAAUCUUAUAUCGCACGAUAGUAGCGUGUUAUAUAGUAGUCCUCGAGGAGCAAGAUGA
Messenger RNA from Sclerotinia borealis F-4128, 993 nucleotides. NCBI's taxonomy places the organism in Eukaryota, Fungi, Ascomycota, Leotiomycetes, Helotiales, Sclerotiniaceae. The record is from the annotation of a GenBank genome assembly.